AUGCUAUUUUUUACUCUCGUCCUUUUGGCUUCAUUUUCCUCGCCGUACGCCGACGGCGUCUUUGGAGCGGCCGGUUCCCCGAUGAUAGGACGCCAAGAACCAGCUGCCCUAACUUUGACUGCCGAGCACGACGGCUUUCCUUCCGACGAACUACCGAGGUCCGGGGGACUGUUUGAGUGGCCAGCCACUUUGAUCAAGUCGGUUGUGAGCUGCUUCAAGCCGCCGCGAAAGAAAGCGAGUAAUGUCGAGGCAAUUGAAGCGUUCAAAGAGUCACUAAAUGGUGGUGAGCUUACGAUCGCGGUGAAGCCGAGUGCCGCGAUGCUGCAACUAAUGACAAGGUCUGAGCGCGACACUGGAAUCGUCAUUGAUUAA
Molecule: messenger RNA, 372 nt
Organism: Peronospora matthiolae
Lineage: Eukaryota; Oomycota; Peronosporomycetes; Peronosporales; Peronosporaceae
Source: the annotation of a GenBank genome assembly